Molecule: messenger RNA, 3887 nt
Organism: Cyclopterus lumpus (lumpfish)
Lineage: Eukaryota; Metazoa; Chordata; Actinopteri; Perciformes; Cyclopteridae
Gene: ajuba
Product: ajuba LIM protein
Exons: 8
Coding region: 1258-3459 (733 amino acids)
Biological process (GO): regulation of DNA-templated transcription; negative regulation of hippo signaling; cytoskeleton organization
Cellular component (GO): P-body; nucleus; adherens junction
Molecular function (GO): transcription corepressor activity
Source: RefSeq, a predicted model, not a curated record
AGUCUUGCCAAAAAAAAAGAGGGGGGAGGUAAGUAAUUAUUUAGGGGCAAGAAAGAAAGACAAAGUUGUCGACCGUGCAAUGCACACGGGGAGGGAUUUUAUUUAUCUCGAGCGACUCGUUUCGACCAGCACCGGUCUGCCGGGACGCAACUGUACCGGCGCACUACUUUCCUUCUCUCUCCACUAACUUCUCCGCUGCUCUCUCGAACCGAGUCCCGGACCGGACUUUUUGUUCCUUUUGAGAAGAAAAAAAAACGGGAAUGAUAAAAGCAGCCGAGCACAGGCGGACGGACGGACGGGACCGAGGAGACUAGCGAGGAGAGAGAGAGAGAGACCUGCGUGUGUUUUCUGUCGAUUAAACUCCACCACGCUUAUUUUAGUUUUUUUUUGUCCACCCCCACGAGCACGUUUUCGCCCCCGAGAUGAAUGGCAGAAGUCGGGUGAGUCAACUCUCUGUGCACAACCGGAUUUAUCCUUCUCGUCUACACUGGACCCACAUGAAGUGGUGAUAACUGUUAGCCUGCAUCCCGCUGCACCUUCCAGCGGCUUUGUGCUUUUAAAAACAACCCCAAAAAAAAGAGGACAUUCAAACGGGAGAGAUACCCCUCCGCCCCCCCCCUACACACACACACACACACACACACACACACCGCACUGGAUCACCAAGAUAUCAAACCGACUUUCCUCACGCGCAUUUCAGACAGUUUAACUAAGAGAGGAGAUGCAGAUGUGGGGCCACAUGAGGGUCCACAAAGGAGGCCCUCUACGACCAUAGGUCACGCCGAAGUGUCCUGGAUGUAUGUUUCUCCUGCUUCCUGGCUGGAUUGACUUGAACUCUUAUUGUCUUACAGUCCAAUGGAUUCUUCACCACAGCCUCCAUGUGCCAGUGGAUUGUCCACAUGAAGGCAAACCAGAUGACUCCAUAGGACUUAAGUCAUGUAACCUCCCUGAGAUGUCUUAAAAGUCUUAUUUAUCUGUUUUGUAUUUAUUGAGUGUAUAUAAGGGUCCGUUUUUUUCUUUUUCUUCUUCUUCUUUUUUUUUUUACGGUUUCAAGGGCAGUUUUUAAUCGGUUGAAAGCUUCCACUUCAUCUGACUAGAUUUACUUGCACAUUGUUGUUCUGCUGUGUAUAUCUACCCACACUGUAUUCAAGCACAUUAAUCUUUAAUUUAAAGGGGGGGGGGGGGGGGUGUGGGGGUGGGGGGGGACUAUAGGACUUGACUUUGCCCAAACAGGUAUAAACACGAGAAGGCUUCGUCAUGGACAGGCCGAUAAGCAAGUUACUGGGGAAGUUAAAGCUAACGGACUCGGGCAGUGUGAAAUUCAACAGUUCAAAGAAAAAACAUGACUCCGCCAGCAACUCCAAUAACAGCAACGCCAACACUGGCAUCUCCGGAGGCGGCGGUGGGGGCAGCGGUCUGCCACUGGCUCCCAGCUCUGCAGCCUCACCCUCAAAGCCCGGCCCGUUCUCGCUUCCCUCUGCAACCACAAGCGAUGCAUGUGUUCCAGCGAGUGGGAGAGGAGGAGGAGGAGGAGGAGGAGGAGGAGGAGGAGGAGGAGGAGGAGGGGGGAUGGGAAUGCCUCCAUCUCAGCUCGUCACCCCACCGCCGUCUUCCUCCUCGGUGGGUGCCAUACCCCAAGAUGGCGAGCAACCACUUCACCCUUCCACCUUGGCACCGCUGAGGCGUCGCUCCCCCCAGCAGCGAGCUUCCUGUUACCUCGGCGAAGGCGUGGAUUUCCACCUGAGGCGCGAGUCCGGCCUGGGCCCAGAGUGUGACCCCCAGGGAGCGUUUGGCUCCAAGGCGUCCCUCAAUCAGCGGCGCUACUCCUUGGAGCUCCAGCAGCUGGUCAGGCGACAGCAGCUCCUCUCUCAGCCGCCGCCGCUCUCUGUUCCCCCCCCGUACCCUGCCUCCACGGGCUAUGGGUCAGCUCCUAGAGGUGGCCUGGCAGAGCCAGGCUACCUCUCUGAGCACGAGAGGCACAAACGCCUCUCUCUGCAGGAGGCGCUGUUCUACAAACGCCUGAGCACGGGCAGUGAACUGUGGGAGAUCACCAGGCCCGCGUCCCUCUCUCAUCCACCGCAUCGCACAUCGGAUGUGACUGGAGGAGGCGUAGGAGGCUUCUUUUAUCCCCCGGGACCUACCCUGAGCCCAUGCUCGUCAUUCAGCCUCCAGGAGUCGGUGCUGGUCAGCCCCAGGUCCAGCUUCGCCUCCAGCACGGCCAGCGGCGGCGGAGGGAGCCCCAUGGGGAGCCGCUGCAGCAGCAACCGGACCAGUGGCAUCAGCCUGGGCUAUGACUCUCGCUACUCGGCCUCUGGAGGCCUCCCCCCACAGCAGCAGUGCCCCUCCAUGCAGACGGGGGGCUCUGUGUCUGGUUAUGGAGCUUCAGGCAGGGCUGGGGUGACCCCUGUGGAGGCCUGGACUCAGUACUUGGAGGGAGGGAUGCGUCCGGGGGCACAAGAUAGCCGACACUCUUACCCACCUGCUGUUGGAAGUCCGGGGGCGGCGUGCUACCAGGCUGGCCCAGAGUGGUGGGUGGAGCAGCAGGCGGGAGUGAGAGGCAAAGACGGGGUCGUGAUGGGAGACAGGACCAGGUAUUCGGACCUGCCGGGCACCCGCUACCAGGAAGAGCUCACCCGACUUCUACUGAGAGAUGCUGCGCUGGCAGGUGGGGGGCUCCUGGAGGGCCUGAUUCUGAAAGAUCAGUCUCUGGCCAUCACGGCUCUCUCCAAGCCGAGCACAAUAACACUGGGGGCUUGCUUAGCUGGAGGGCCGGUCAAACCUCAGGAGGAUCCAGCAGUCGGAGCUGGGAGGGAGGGCGUGGAGAACCGGCAGGAGUUCUUUGGAACCUGUGUAAAGUGUGGGAAAGGCGUGUACGGGGCGGAUAACGCCUGCCAGGCUCAGGACAGCCUCUAUCACACGCGCUGCUUCACCUGCGUGUCCUGUGGACGCACGCUGAGAAACAAGGACUUCUACAAUGUCAGCGGCUCUGUGUACUGUAAAGAGGAUUACAUGUUUUCAGGAUUCCAGGCUGCCGCUGAGAAGUGUAGUGUGUGUGGCCACCUUAUCCUCGAACAGAUCCUGCAGGCUCUGGGGAACUCGUACCAUCCCGGCUGUUUCCGCUGCGUGGUCUGCUCCAAGGCUCUGGAUGGGGUGCCGUUCACCGUGGACCACCACAGCAACGUCUACUGCGUGGCGGACUACAACAAGACUUUCGCCCCGAAGUGCGCCGCCUGUUUACAGCCCAUCUUACCGACCGAGGGCAGCGAAGAGAUCCUCAGGGUCGUGUCUAUGAACAAGGACUAUCACUUUGAGUGCUACCACUGCGAGGAGUGUGGUAAGCAGCUCUCCGAUAAGCCCGGCUCGCAGUGCUUCCCUCUGGACUCUCAUCUCCUCUGCCACUCCUGUCACAUGAGCAGAGCGUGCCCCACACACAACAUUCCCCCUCACAACACACACUGAUGAUCAGCGCCUGUGGAUGAUUCGUUUGUUUUUAUUAAAAAGCUGGUCUUAACGUGCCGUCAUUCUCAAAUUUGCUUUAGCUCAGUUAUACGAUGAAACUGCUGAUAUUCAGACAUUUCCACUGAUUCACUUCAGUCCCCUUUUGUCACAUGUACUGCCUGCUGUACUUGUACUAUUACUGUACCAUAGUUAUAAGGGAACGGGAAAGAAACUACUGCUUUUUUUUUAACCCCAAUGUGGCUACUGUUUGCUGUAGAAGAACAAGGGAUUUUGCUAAACUGUUUUGUACAUAUAUUAUCGCAAGCAAACAUUUUGCACUUAAAUUUGACUUUACUGUAAGAGAUUUGUUAUGUGAAUCUGUACAAUUUGGGGAAAAAAACAUUACUGUAAUUUCUGUAUGUUGUAAUAAAUAUUUUCAUUUGUGUUGA